This is a messenger RNA of Cotesia congregata, 3570 nucleotides long. Lineage: Eukaryota; Metazoa; Arthropoda; Insecta; Hymenoptera; Braconidae. The record is from the annotation of a GenBank genome assembly.
AUGGCUUGGAGAUUUAAGGCUUCCAAGUAUAAAAAUGCAACUCCAAUUGUCCCGAAGCCUGAGGCAUGUAUUAGGGACAUUUGCGUGGGUUCAUAUCAAACUUAUGGCAACAAUAUUGCGGCUUCUGCUGCCUUUAUGGCAUUUAAUGUCGAUCAUAAUGGAUCGAGUUUGGCGGUUUUACCAUUGGAAGAUUGCGGUAGAAAAAGCAAAACAAUGCCACUACUGCACGCUCACGCGGAUACAGUAACAGAUAUGGAUUUUUCACCGUUUCAUGACGGACUAUUGGCAACUGGAUCGCAAGAUUGUCUGGUUAAAUUAUGGCACAUUCCAGAAGCCGGGUUAGAAGAGUCACUGUGCAAUCCUGAGUGCACGUUUUCACACCGGCAAAGACGAGUUGAAGUUGUUCGCUGGCAUCCUACCGCAGAGCAUUUACUGACAACAGUAUCUUACACAAAUUUAUCACUGUGGGACGUUAUUUCCCAGCAGGAAUUAUUCUCAAACAAUGAGCACGCUGAUGUAAUACAGUCGCUGAGCUGGAAGUACGACGGAAGUCUAUUGGCAACGUCUUGCAAAGACAAACAAGUCCGGAUAAUCGAUCCACGGGCUAGUAAAUCCAUUGUCCAGAUGUCCUCGAGUCACCAGAGCAUCAAGGACUCAAGAAUUGUCUGGCUCGGAAACGGUGACCGGCUUCUGACAACGGGAUUUGAUGCCGCGAGACUCAGACAAGUCUUCAUACGCGACUUGAGGAAUUUAAAUGACCCGGUUAAGACUCUGGAGCUGGACUGCAGCACUGGAAUUCUCAUGCCGCUGUUCGACCCCGAUACCAACAUGCUUUUCUUAGCCGGCAAGGGCGAUACGACCAUAAUGUACUUGGAGGUCACCGACAAGGAUCCAUUUUUGGUGGAAGGAAUACGACACAGCGGGGAACAGACCAAGGGAGUUUGUUUAGUUCCCAAGCGGGCUUUGAACGUUAUGCAAGCUGAAGUCAAUCGAGUGCUUCAACUCACUUCCAAUAUGGUUAUUCCUAUUAUGUAUCAAGUGCCGCGUAAGACAUACAGAGAUUUUCAUGGUGACAUAUAUCCUGAUACCGCUGGUUGUAUGGCUCAAAAUACCGCUGAGGCUUGGAUUAAAGGUCACAAUGCUCCAGUUCCUAAAAUAUCUUUAGAUCCAGCAAAACGCGCCAAAGGAGAAGAACCAAUAAUGGAUAACAAAGAGAAAGAUAAGGAUAAGGAUAAGGAUAAUAAGGAAAAAGAUAAAGAUAAGGAUAAGGAUAAUAAGAUAGAGUACGAGUUGGAGCGAAUCGAGCAGCAACCUGUCAGAUCAGAUACCGAUGAAGAUUUAAAAGGAAAGAUACAAAAUGGACAAUCAGUGCCUCCAAAGCCGCUUCCCAGAUCCUCUCGCGCCAAUAGUAUUUCCGAGGAAGAACCUAAGCCUGUUGCUCGUCCUAGAACUUCACCGAGUACCGGCUCUGUUGUCACGUCCCCAAGACUGGGACCAAAACCAUUCCAAGCAAAAUCAGGUAGCCAGGAAUUUUCAUUCGACAAGGUAUUCUCAGUUCCGGUAGCACCAAGUACCGAUAGUAACGGCUACACCACAGGAGAUACAAACGCUUGUUCCGACACAAAUGUGAUCACAGACUCCGAUAAGUCACCGACUUAUGACAAUGAGCGAAUCAAGGAAGCAGAGAAUGGGAAAAGUGAUUCGAGCAGUAUGGAAGAAGACGCAAACUCAAGCGACUCUGGGUACAAACCCAAGACACCGAGUACCGCUGAGCGACGUAAAUUAUUUGAGAUAAAAGUCAAAGACGAGUCACCGGAGAACGAAGAGCCGGGGAAUCUUGAGCGUGGAGGUGCCAAUCGGAAUUCAAUCGCUGAAAGACGGAGGCUUUAUGAAAGCAGGUCGGUCUCAGUGACCGACGGGAACCUCGCCGAGAAGGCGAUGGGCUCUCCUACGGCUCUCCGGAGGAGAGACUCAUUCAAGACCAAGAGCGAAGUAAUCAAAGAAGACGAUGUCAAAAAAAUAGUGCCGAUGUUGAGGCAGCAGAGUAUGGAUCCACGUUUGGAAAAGCCAGAACCUAUCUCAACGCCAACUCCCAAGAGAAUAUCAACAGUAUUUGGUCGUGUCUCCAAGUUCAGACACUUAAAAGGCACACCGGGUCAUAAAUCGACGCACAUUGAGAACAUUCGCAACAUCAGUCGACAGAUUUCUGGUGAAUGCGACGGAUUUCAUGCCAACUCUGACCGCGUUGCCGUUCCUUUAAGCGGUCCGGGAGGAAAAAUAGCAGUGUUGGAGCUUAAAAAAACUGGAAGACUUCCAGAUGGCGUGAUGCCAGCUCUGGUGCAUGGCGCGAGCAUAAUGGAUUUCCAGUGGGACCCAUUUGAUAAUCAGAGACUCGCUGUUGCUUGCGACGACGGCAUUAUCAGAUUGUGGGAGAUCCCAGUCGGUGGAUUGAUCGAGCCGACAAAUGAACCUAAAUUCACAAUUGAAGCGCAUUCAGACAAAAUUUAUCUUAUUAAAUUCCACCCACUGGCUGCAGACGUUCUAACAUCGGCUUCUUAUGACACAACUGUAAAAAUUUGGGACCUAGCACCCUUAAACUCAGGCACGGGCUCGGCAAUCGCAAAGAUAACAUUAACUGGACACACAGAUCAGAUUUUCAGUCUCGCGUGGUCACCUUGUGGACAGUAUCUCGCGACAGCUUGCAAGGACGGAAAGCUCAGGGUCUACAAACCGCGAGCUAGUGAGACUGCGAUAAAUGAAGGCAAAGGACCCGUUGGUACGCGAGGUGCUAGAGUUAUUUGGGCUCUAGAUGGCCGCUAUCUUGUUGUCAUGGGCUUUGAUAAAGUAUCUGAGCGUCAGAUUAUUAUUUUUAAAGCGGAUAAAUUAAACUCUCCGCUGAACACUGUCGGGCUGGAUGUCUCACCGGCUAUUUUGAUGCCGUUCUAUGAUGAAGAUAGUUCAACUUUGUUCCUCACAGGCCGUGGAGACUCGACGAUUUAUACCUAUGAAAUCACUGAAGAAGCUCCCUACUGCUGCCCUCUGAGCCAUCAUCGCUGCGCUAGUCUACAUCAAGGCCUUUCAUUUCUUCCGAAGAAUAAGUGUGACAUUGCGAGUGUUGAGUUUGCAUCUGCGCUCAGACUCACGAAUAAUACUAUAGAGCCUUUGAGCUUCACUGUACCACGGAUAAAGAGCGAACUCUUCCAAGAUGAUCUCUUCCCGCCGACUAGGGUCACUUGGACACCCACUCUCUCUUCUGCUGAGUGGUUCAGUGGCAUCCAAAAAAACAUGAGCAACAUGGUCGGUGACAUGAUUCAGUGUUCGCUGGAGCAAGAUCACAUGGAGGGCGUUGACGAGCACGAAUGGGUACGUACUCGCUUCAUGCAUUCUUCAUGUCUGCUAGAGAUAUUAAAUACUCCGCCAUCGUUUGGCUCUAUUGAGUCCAAGUAUUCAAUUACGAGCCUAUCCAUGACCACAUUUAAGUCUACCGUACAUAGUGAUGAUGAUGAUGAUGAUGAUGAUAUGCAAUAUUUUACACUACUACAAAAGAACCAUAUCGAUUUGAGUCUUUAA